GCCCAAAGUAUACGCGAAAAACAGCCAAACAAUACCCUAUUCUUGAACGCCGGCGACAGCUUUCAGGGGACGGUCUGGUACUCGCUAUACAAGUGGCGGAUUGUCUCGCAUUUUACUAAAUUAUUGAAAUACGAUGUCAUGACUGUCGGGAAUCAUGAGUUUGAUGACGGUGUCGACGGUUACGCACCUUUUCUGGAGGCCACCCGACAUACCAUUCCCACCGUUUGCUGUAAUAUCGAUGUGUCCGGAGAGCCCAAACUCGUCGGUAAGAUCAAGAAGUCGAUUGUUGUCGAAGUGGACGGCCGUAAGAUCGGAAUCGUUGGAUAUCUAACGCCGGAGACGACGUUUCUGUCAAACCCGGGAAAUACUAUUAAAUUUAUGGACGAAAUCCAGUGCUUGCGAGAGGAGGUCCGCAAACUGAAGAGCGACGGCAUUGAUAUAAUCAUCGGUUUGGGUCACUCCGGGUUCGUACGAGACGUGGAGAUCGCCAAAAGUGUGCCCGAAAUCGAUGUGAUAGUCGGCGGACACUCACACACUCUCCUAUACGACGGCCCGAAGCCG
Molecule: messenger RNA, 561 nt
Organism: Medioppia subpectinata
Lineage: Eukaryota; Metazoa; Arthropoda; Arachnida; Sarcoptiformes; Oppiidae
Source: the annotation of a GenBank genome assembly